Messenger RNA from Necator americanus (New World hookworm), 1215 nucleotides. RefSeq lists its product as uncharacterized. Gene Ontology annotation, cellular component: catalytic step 2 spliceosome; nucleolus. The transcript has 11 exons. Lineage: Eukaryota; Metazoa; Nematoda; Chromadorea; Rhabditida; Ancylostomatidae. Gene Ontology annotation, molecular function: RNA helicase activity; ATP binding; mRNA binding. The coding region runs from base 1 to 1215 and encodes 404 amino acids. The record is from RefSeq and is a predicted model, not a curated record.
AUGUCAGGAAAGAAGAGAAGAAAUAUUGAGCCAACGGCAGAAGACCUGUCUGGAGUGGAGUUCGAGAGUUCUGAAGAAGUGGAAGUAAUUCCAACGUUCGAUGCUAUGGGAUUGAGAGAGCCACUUCUUCGCGGCAUAUAUUCGUACGGUUUUGAAAAGCCAUCGGCUAUUCAACAACGUGCUAUCAAGCCGAUUCUGAAAGGUCGUGACGUCAUCGCGCAGGCUCAAUCCGGUACUGGAAAAACUGCAACAUUCUCGAUUUCUGUUCUGCAAUCAAUCGAUACAGAUCUGCGUGAAUGUCAAGCACUGAUUUUGUCCCCGACUCGCGAGUUGGCUGUACAGAUCCAGAAGGUUGUUCUUGCCCUCGGAGACUACAUGAACGUGCAGUGCCACGCAUGUAUUGGUGGGACGAAUAUUGGAGAGGAUAUCCGAAAACUGGACUAUGGGCAACAUGUUGUAUCCGGAACACCAGGGCGUGUUUUUGAUAUGAUCCGUCGACGCAAUCUCCGCACUCGUUCCAUAAAGUUGCUUGUCCUUGAUGAAGCUGACGAAAUGUUAAACAAAGGAUUCAAAGAGCAGCUGUAUGACAUCUACAGAUACCUUCCACCUGGGGCUCAGGUCGUAUUGCUUUCUGCUACGCUCCCUCAUGAAAUCCUCGAAAUGACUAGCAAGUUUAUGACUGAUCCCAUAAGAAUUCUUGUAAAACGUGAUGAGCUGACGCUAGAAGGUAUUAAACAGUUCUUCGUUGCCGUUGAUUGUGAGGAAUGGAAGUUCGACACACUUGUGGACCUCUACGAUACUCUCACCAUCACUCAAGCAGUACUUUUCUGCAAUACUCGUAGAAAGGUUGAUUGGUUAGCUGAAAAGAUGAAGGAAGCGAACUUCACAGUCUCCUCCAUGCAUGGUGAUAUGGAACAAAAAGAACGUGAACAAAUCAUGAAGGACUUCCGUGCUGGAAACAGUCGUGUGCUCAUUUCUACUGAUGUAUGGGCUCGUGGGCUCGAUGUUCCACAGGUUUCACUUGUGAUCAAUUAUGAUCUGCCGAACAAUCGUGAGUUGUACAUCCAUCGCAUUGGUCGUUCAGGCCGUUUCGGAAGAAAGGGUGUGGCGAUCAAUUUCGUGAAACACGAUGAUGUGCGCAUUCUUCGCGAUAUUGAGCAGUAUUAUUCGACCCAAAUUGACGAAAUGCCGAUGAAUAUCGCCGACAUGAUUUGA